CUCUCUCGCGAUUUCCUGAUUCUCUUCAAUCUUCAUCAUCUUCUGAUUUGUGUUUGUGAGUUGUGACUGUGAUUCAAUCAUCUUCUUCUUCCUCUUCCUCUUCAGAUCGAAAAGCUUGAAGGUUCAGUCAGAUCCUGAUCUGAAGCUCUACUUAGAGCAAAAGAUGUCAGGUGAGUUGUGUUCGAUGAGACCUUUGUUUGGUGGCGCUAUCUCCACCGUCUUCCCUCAGAGAUUUGAGAAUGUGAGUAAUAUCCGACAAGUUCCAGAUCAUCAGGAAGUGUUUGUCGAUCCUUCAAGAGAUGAGAGUUUGAUAUUUGAGUUGUUGGAUUUCAAGACUGAGGUUGGUGACAUUGGCAGUGCUUCUUGGUUCCUUAAUGAUCUUGCGCGUGAGCAAGAUGCUGAAGGAUUUCAGUUGAUUGAGCAAUCAGAGGUCAUUGAGACGCCUGGACUGUCGUACAGAAACAUCCCUGCUGUUGCAACAACUGCUAUUGGAGAGAUGGCUAUAUCCAAAGGAAGACAGGGAAGAGAAGCACAAAACCUAGUGAGGGUAUAUGUGGCAAAUCUGCGUCUUAAGGGAGUUGAUACAGAUGUCUUAGUGACUGCGUAUGAACCUAUUCUGAUAAACCCUCUGAGCGAGAGCGCGGAUGCUGUGGGAUCUGGUUUAGCUGUCCCAGCUUCACAAUCUGGAAAAAUGCCAAUGUGUAAUGUCAUUAAACAAUCACUCUCUACCUUCAAAGUCAAUGACUGGAAUCUUUUCGGUUCCUCAGCUUGAGUCUAUGCCAAAAUGAGAAGACGAUUCAAUCCUACCAAUACAAGGCUUCAAGAAGUUUGCUUUAUUAAAGUUUUUGAAGUACUUUUAAUUCUAGUUCUUGAUCCUUUGAAUUAGGUUUUAGGCUUUUAGUAGUUGGAGCUUUAUAAAUAGGAUAUUAUUUCCCUUGUGUAAGACACCUUUGGCUUUGAGUAAACAGAGACUCUUCUCCCUUUUCCAUGAAUCGCUUUGUAUUCAGUUU
Messenger RNA from Camelina sativa (false flax), 1010 nucleotides. RefSeq lists its product as uncharacterized. Gene Ontology annotation, cellular component: nucleus. Gene Ontology annotation, biological process: protein import into nucleus. The record is from RefSeq and is a predicted model, not a curated record. Gene Ontology annotation, molecular function: small GTPase binding; guanyl-nucleotide exchange factor activity. NCBI's taxonomy places the organism in Eukaryota, Viridiplantae, Streptophyta, Magnoliopsida, Brassicales, Brassicaceae.